GUACGUUUUUAUGAAGCGUGUCUAACAAACGUUGAUCAAAGAACGUUGUUACUAAAUCAGACGCGAAGAAUAUUACGCGGACGUGAAGUGACAGACACGAGACCGUAUAUGGUCUAUCUCCGCCCCGCAUCCGGCACAGACCCGAAGCUGAAGGACUCGAACUGGCUGUGCGGCGGUGUGAUCAUCCACUCACAGUUCGUUCUAACAUCCGCCGCUUGUAUUGAAGACGCUCAACAUUUUGUUGUUGUUUCAGGAACACAUAGGUGGCUCCCGGCGGGAGAUGAAGAUGAAUGUAUCGUAAACGGAGCAAAGAAAGCUGUUUGGAAAUGUGUGCCAAAAAAUUACGUAUUUGAUGGACGCGAAUUUGAUAAUAUACGAUGGAUGGUAAAUGACAUAGCCGUGGUGAAAGUUGAAGAUGAAUUUAACUUUCAAAGACGCAUUCGCGGCUGUGACUUCACACCAAAACUAAUCGCUUUUAACAAUCAAUCUGAAGCAUUGGAAGCGCCUGGAACUACUGCUUCUAUUGCUGGAUGGGGAUCCGUAGAUAGCUUCAGUCAUAUGUUUGAUAAUUCAAACAAAAACUCACCCAAUCUGCUAGAAACUGAUGUAAUAUUGAUAUCAAAGGCGAAAUGCAAGAGACGAUGGUCGGAACGAUACCAUUACAUCAUUGAUGAGAACAUGGUGUGCGCUAAGGAUGGCGUUGAUAUUGAAGCGAUGAGUGAACUGUGCAAGGAACAAGACAUCAAUUGCAAGGAAUUAGUGUACUCUGAAGAAACUGAAGAUCAGUAUACGGCCAGACGAUUUAUUUUGAAACCAGAAUCAUUGCAAGUACAUACAGCUAAUCACUUCAACCAUUUGAGACGAUCGAAAUUAGUUUCUGGAGGAUUCUGUGAGAACGAUCACGGCGGACCUCUUGUAGUUGGUUAUGGAAGAAGUGCCACUGUUAUUGGUGUGAUAUCGGCUUGUAUGACCGCAAAUUUUACUCAGAAAUGCUAUGGACCUUUCCUUUAUACUAGUGUGUGGCGCAACCGACAUGUUAUUGCCUGUGCUAUUGAUAAAUCUCUUGGAACAACUUGUAGAAGGCUAUUAAAGUCAACGAAAACACGCUUGAUUGAAACAAAAUUAGAUUGGACGAAUCAUCGUGAUAGAUCAAAUUCAAACAACAAUAAGUAUAAAAUAAGGGCAAAAACUGAAACUGAAAAGAAACGAACAAGACAAACGAAGCCUAAGUAAUGUUAAUGAAUACAUAUUUUUGCUUAAA
This is a messenger RNA of Nymphalis io (European peacock), 1261 nucleotides long. RefSeq lists its product as uncharacterized. The record is from RefSeq and is a predicted model, not a curated record. The coding region runs from base 109 to 1233 and encodes 374 amino acids. NCBI's taxonomy places the organism in Eukaryota, Metazoa, Arthropoda, Insecta, Lepidoptera, Nymphalidae. The transcript has 10 exons. Gene Ontology annotation, biological process: proteolysis. Gene Ontology annotation, molecular function: serine-type endopeptidase activity.